Molecule: messenger RNA, 2256 nt
Organism: Conger conger (European conger)
Lineage: Eukaryota; Metazoa; Chordata; Actinopteri; Anguilliformes; Congridae
Product: serine/arginine repetitive matrix protein 1-like
Exons: 6
Coding region: 43-2058 (671 amino acids)
Source: RefSeq, a predicted model, not a curated record
UGGUCGCACAGCAGCAGGUCUUCUACCCCAGGCUCAGUGGGCAUGUCUGAUACUGAGGUUUCAGGGGCGGAGUCUGUCUUCUCCCCUCCCCCUAUCCAGCCCCCCGGGGUUCUCCUCCCCAGUGUUCCUGGGGGUGCCACAGGGGGAGAAGUGGAGCAAGUGGAUGGAACAACCAUUUUGGACCCUCUGCUGGGACCCACUCAGGAAGGGGAGGGGGGAAAGGGCUGUGAGACCCCCAAACCGCUGCCCAAACCCUGUCUUCCUCCACUGGAGCAUGCAUCCACAUCCAGCCGACCCAAGGAGUGCGCCGGCCCUAACCCGGAUUAUGAGAUCCGGGAGAGGGAGACUCAGUUGAGUGCUCCCCAGAGAGAGGAGGAUGAGUGUGGAGGCCCUGUAGGGAUAAAUGCCUCAAAGACAACCAAUGCCCACCAGGGUCAAAGGUCGCCCCCUGCCUCCACCACCCCGGCUCUGCCCACCCAAAUAAGCCCAGCCACAAGGGAGACUGCACUGCCAGGGAGGGCCUACAGGUGGCGCUGGACCCCGGAGCAUAAGCUGCAGCCGGAGCUCAAGCCUGAGAGCAGGAGGGUGAAGCGCCACCCUUCACCCGGAUCAGACGAGAGCGACAUUCCUCCCUUUGCUGAACGCAUGCGCUUCUUUGAGGAGACCAGCAGGAGUCGUUCCGUCUCACACCUGCCUGGGCUGGUGUGCCGCGCCCAGAGGCCCAAGGUGCACCCCACAAACCACAGGAGGUACUCUGACCAGGACACUGAUCUCUACUGCCCACCAGAGGGAGGAGAGCCCUCGAACCCAGAGCAAAACUGCAGCAGCAGUGCACACAAGCCAGAGGAUCCCAAGCUGGGCCUGAAUGUAGAUAUACAGAGCAGCAAGUCCCUCUGUGAUUCUAGCACCUUCUGUCCAGUCACUGCCCUGGGCCCCCAGGACCGCUCUGAACAGCAGCAAGAAAUAAGCUCAAUUAGCAGCACUCCAGCAGAGGUAGAACUCAGGAGGGAGAAUGAACAAACACAGCCCAAUAGGAAAUUCAGCCCAACACAGAGGGAUCAACGCUGCACAGGAGACCUCCAGACAGCAGAGGGAGCUCUAACACCGGACUGCCAGAGCCUGUGGGAUGCAUCUGAAGCACCUGAGAGACUGUUAGCAUGCAGCGUGGAAGUAGAAGCAGAGCAGAGCCAGGAGCAAGCGGCCGCCGGUUCCGAAAACAAAACCGGCAUCUGUGAGCGGUUGAACAGAUGUGCUGCUCCACACCGAGGUGGGAUCGUGGAGAGCAACGAGCCCCCAAGAAGGAAAAGGGACCCCCCGCCUCGCCCUCCACCUCCAAACUGGGCACAAUUCCGCCACAGGAGGGCAUCCUGUCAUAACCUGCUCUCCUCUCCCCCUUCCCCACCCCCUUCUUUGAGCAGGCGUGAGAGCCCCUUACACCCCCUCCCCUGCCCUGAGGUCAGCCGCCAGCGCUCCCACAGUUUCCCCCUCAGAGACGGAGGGGAGUGCCUACUGCAUGGCCCCACGCUGACUCCAGGUCCCACUGUCCCACAGAACCCCACCCUAAUGCACAGGGUGUUCAGGCCUGUAGCACCGCCUGCGGAGCAAAACCCGCCACUUCGAUACCCAACCCUACCCUUCGAUGCUAUGAGGUUGACUGACAUGCGUAUAGCACCUCAGCCACAACCUAGGUUCUAUGCCUUGAAGGGGAGCCCUGUCACCAGGGAUGACAGACGUGAUGCACUGAAGCAGCAGAUGGAGGCAGAGAGGGAAAGACGUCCUACGAGUGACACUCAACACAGAUUAGAAGCACCUGUGUACAGUGUUCAGUACAGUUCAGAAGUACCUGUGGGAGAAAAUGGCUCUGUAUUAAAGGGCCACUUACCAGAGCCGUACUUCACCAUGACCUGUGGGCCACAAAGGCGGACAUCCGGUGGGAACCCGAAGCCAGAGACCACACCCACCCAUAAUGCAGUGGCGGCAGCAGCCACCCCACAUGGGGCCCAAGAUACAGCAGCUCCUCAUAUUAUAGCACCUCCUCAGCUGGGGACCAGCUCCUAAGUCAGGCCAGAGAGCUGCCAGGGAGGAAGGAGGAGGAGGAGGAUGAGGAGCUCUCUUACAAGAAGCAGCAGCUGAUAGAGCGUUUGCGGCGGAAGCUGGGCGUGCUGCGGGAGGCCCAGCGGGGCCUGCAGGAGGACGUGCGGGCGAACGCCCGGCUGGGCGAGGAGGUGGAGGCGCUGCUGCAGGCCGUGUGCCGGC